GUGAGGUCUGUUUCCUUCGAUUGGGCCUCAGAGAAUUCGUGGACAACAAGCUCUUGGUUAUUCAGUAUCGUUCUCGAGAAAGGAGGCAGCCAGCUAGAAAAAUGAUAACCAACGGUACAUCGGCUGAAGAAAAUCCAUAUGAUGAACUCCGAGCUAUAUUGGCAGCAAGAAACACAGCCGAGUUUAUUACAGAGACAACAGUUUAUGUGAUAAUCAACCUGAUGGCUUUGUUAGGCAACAUUCUUGUCUGCUUUAUCUUCUACAAAAAUCCAAAUUUACGAAGCGUUACCUAUCUGUAUAUUUUUGCGCUUGCCAUAUCGGACGUUUUUAUGGCAGCAUUUUGCAUGCCUCUCGUCUGGGGAGUAUUGCUAGUGGGUGAAUGGAGAUACGGGGGGGUAGUGUGUGGAUUUCAUGGCUUUGCUGUGCUUUUCUUGGCAUUCGUGUCACUGCAGACCAUAGCGUUGCUAGCCUUUAAUCGGUACUGCCGAGUGGUGAAGCCGUGGUUAUUCCGCAAGAUUUUCAAGAAGAAUUUCGUCGGUUUCUCCGUACUGGCUGUAGUUUCCUCAGCCGCAUUUUUCCUUGGCUUACCUCUUGCUACAGGCUGGGGUUAUUUUCAUUUCCAUUCUGGCAAGAUUACCUGCGUAUUAGAAUUCUAUCAUCCCGCCACAGAUAAGAUUUACACCGGCAUCCUGGGGCUGGUCAAUGUCGUUGUUCCAUUUGCCGUGAUAACUUUCUGCUACACUAAAGUGUUUUUGAAAGUACGAGAGCAUCGGCAACGCUUUUCCUCAAUCACCUCCACAAACUUAAGACUGAGCGUUGAAGAAAUAAACAUCACCAAAACGUUAUUUGCCAUGGUGUUAGGCUUCACUUUGUGCUGGCUUCCUGUUUUCAUUAUCGAAUUCACUGAUGCUGUAACAGGAAAUCACUCCUUACCAAGGAAAGUGUAUCUCAUUAAUGUCUUCUUGGUUUCCAUAAGUGCUGCAAUCAACCCGGUCAUAUACGGGGUACUUAACAGAUCCUUUCGUGCAGGAUAUUGCGAAAUGUUCUCUUUUCGUGGCAGCUGCUUAAUGAGAGUCUGGAAUAUUCAAAAGGAACAAGAAAAUAACAGUAAACGUCAAAGUGCUGACACGUACAACUGACUGCAAAAUGAACUCUUUCAAUAGAAUUUGUAAUCUCUUGGAAUACAUCUUAACUAAAAAAAAGAGACAUCCAUGCACUGUUGAUUUAGAUCAUUAAGUAUGGUUCGACUUUGUGUAUGUAUCCCACAGCAAGGAGUCUUGGUUCUAAGUCGAAAUUCUAAGUUGCUAAUAGUAACCAUUAAACACAUUGAUUUUCGAAGAAGACUCUACACACGGGAAGGCGAGUUAUUCAAUGGAUUCGACCCAAUACCAACAGCUGCAGACCUACUCAGUGAUUUUUCCCUGUAAUUUUUUAACUAUUCUUGCCAUGUGCUUUGUUAAUUCCUUUUUCCUAUUAUGGCCAAAUGUUCUAAUCACAAUUCAAAAAUUAACAAAAAAACAAGGAUACUCUUACUUCAUUAAAUUGGAGGAAUUUGUUCUGCAGAAACGUUUAUUUCUGAAAUAAUUGAUAUCCUGCUAGAGUUGAAAGUGAAUGAAAUCAUAAACUUUACCUUUCAUCUUUUACGAAAUUCACAAAAUAAAGAAGGAAAGAAGUACUGAUAAAUUUAAUGUCAACAGGAGUGCAUUGAAUAACUCCAUGGGAAUUUCCAAAGAAUUUCAAUGAAAGAAAUAACCGUACAAGACAGGGGAUUGUUUUUCCCCAUAAAAUUGCUUUUCUAUUCGGCCAAUUUUUGACUGACAUUUAUCGUAAGCGCCAUCGAUUGGCAAAUAUUAGCAGAGAGUUUCAUUUAGUGUAUAUC
This is a messenger RNA of Pocillopora verrucosa, 1879 nucleotides long. RefSeq names its product histamine H2 receptor-like. Gene Ontology annotation, biological process: G protein-coupled receptor signaling pathway. The record is from RefSeq and is a predicted model, not a curated record. NCBI's taxonomy places the organism in Eukaryota, Metazoa, Cnidaria, Anthozoa, Scleractinia, Pocilloporidae. Gene Ontology annotation, molecular function: G protein-coupled receptor activity. Gene Ontology annotation, cellular component: membrane.